CAAGAGAACAGCUACCGAAAGGGUCACGGUCACCAUCGGGUAAGUAGAGCCGAUGGCGCAGCCACUCUCUGACGAGUCCAAGGGCUCGACGCAGGGCGAGCUCAUCCGCGACUAUGCGCCAGCAGACGGUGUUUCAUGGCGCUUUGGCCGGCCCGACUACGCAAAGGUCAACACCACGUACUUUAAUCACCGCACCAUUGCCCAUCAAGAGGGUUCUUUGGAAGCCCUUGUACAGAAACUGAUGAAGAACUGCCAAGUGGAAGCUGACAACGUCGCAGAUGUACACAAGUGGAAGACCAUGGACACCGCAAAGUUCAAGCUGGCGGUGAAUGGCGGCUGCCCCUGCAAUGCGCAGCUCAUGUCGGAGAUUGGGGCAUUGAAUAUCCUCCUUGGCGAGACCGUAGAUUACUCUGGCUCAGCUGCCUCUGUCGAGGCAUCGCGCCAGAUCUUCAGUGACGCUUUUCCGGAGGGUGUCGCCUGGGAAGUGCUUGAGGUCUACACCGGACCUCCAAACCUGCUCUUCAAGUGGCGAUUCUUUGCGAAGUAUAGUGGCACUUUUCGGAGCAAGAAUGGCAAGAAGUACAAGGGCAACGGAGACAUGGUCAACGUUGCGGGCUUGUGCUUGGCAAAAGUCAACGAGAAGCUAGCGAUUGAAACCUUGGAUUUCUACUACAAUCCGGAGGAGAUGACGCGGCCGUUGACCACGACCUUGGUUGACGUGACACAACGGGCCAUGGAGGAUGAAGCUGCAGAUCCCAAGGUGGGGAUUGGAGGUUGCAAAAGUGCGCUGGACAAUUGCGCGCUGAUGUGAAAGGUACCGAAGUGUGCCAACGACGUUUGGGAGCCUCCCAAAUCCACUUCUGAUGACGGCAGCAAAGUCUGCCAUUUGGGGCGAAGAUUUGUGCCAGGUUGAAACGAGUCUUGUGAUUCUUAUGCUCUGCGC
This is a messenger RNA of Durusdinium trenchii, 943 nucleotides long. NCBI's taxonomy places the organism in Eukaryota, Dinophyceae, Suessiales, Symbiodiniaceae. The record is from the annotation of a GenBank genome assembly.